Messenger RNA from Setaria italica (foxtail millet), 1140 nucleotides. RefSeq names its product adenylate kinase 4. Lineage: Eukaryota; Viridiplantae; Streptophyta; Magnoliopsida; Poales; Poaceae. The record is from RefSeq and is a predicted model, not a curated record. The coding region runs from base 136 to 861 and encodes 241 amino acids. Gene Ontology annotation, molecular function: AMP kinase activity; ATP binding. The transcript has 6 exons. Gene Ontology annotation, biological process: nucleobase-containing compound metabolic process. Gene Ontology annotation, cellular component: cytoplasm; mitochondrion.
AUAACAAAAGCCCAGAAAAACCCCACGAAACCCAAGUGCGUGAGCGCAAGUGCGCAACAGAGCCCGAACCCCAUCCACCCACCCUCCUCCGACUCUCCGAGCUCAAGGGAAGCGAGGCGAGAGCUCGAGGCGGCGAUGGCGGCGAACCUGGAGGAUGUGCCAUCGCUGGAUCUGAUGCACGAGCUUCUCCGCCGCAUGAAGUGCAGCUCCAAGCCCGACAAGCGACUCAUCCUCAUCGGUCCACCUGGAUCUGGCAAGGGAACACAGUCUCCUCUUAUUAAAGAUGAAUAUUGCUUAUGCCAUUUAGCCACCGGUGAUAUGUUGAGAGCUGCUGUUGCUGCUAAGACUCCUUUAGGUGUUAAGGCAAAAGAAGCAAUGGACAAGGGAGAGCUUGUUUCUGAUGAUUUGGUUGUUGGGAUUAUUGAUGAAGCCAUGAAGAAACCUUCAUGCCAAAAGGGAUUCAUUCUUGAUGGGUUCCCUCGCACUGUUGUUCAAGCUCAAAAGCUCGAUGAGAUGCUUGAAAAGAAAGGAACUAAGGUUGACAAGGUUCUUAAUUUUGCAAUUGAUGAUGCAAUUUUGGAAGAAAGAAUCACUGGCAGAUGGAUCCAUCCCCCCAGUGGUAGGAGUUACCACACAAAAUUUGCACCCCCAAAGGUUCCUGGAGUUGAUGAUGUCACUGGAGAACCACUGAUUCAAAGGAAGGAUGACACAGCUGAGGUUUUGAAGUCUAGGCUUGAAGCUUUCCACAGACAAACUGAACCGGUGAUUGAGUAUUACUCCAAGAAGGGCAUGGUGGCGAACCUUCACGCUGAGAAGCCACCGAAGGAAGUGACGGCUGAGGUCCAGAAAGCCCUCUCUUAACGUACCACCAUUUUGGAGAUCAAAUUGUGAAACUCUAAUUAGUUUACUUUUCCUAAAAAAAACUCUAAUUAGAUCUUAUGAUGAUGUUGUAGAGGUCAGAAUUGAUACUGACGUGCCAAGGUUUAAAGUUCUCUAUUUUCAUCUGAUACUUGAUCAGAUAAUGAGCACCGUAAACGUCACCGGGUUUUCUUUUGCAAUAAUCCUUGGCAUGAUGGAACGCGAUGUUUUGUACUAAUUCUUUGACAGUGAGUUUGAAUUUUGACGAAGGCUCCCUCUAUU